CUGCACGUGGUCGACUGGUGGUGGUGGUGGUGGUUGUUGUUGUGACGGGAGGUGUUAGGAGUGUAGUUAGAAUUCUGAAUAAUUAUUAGGUGAAAAUGUAUGGGCGUGGAGGAGGUGGUUUUGGAAGAGGAGGUGGUGGGAGAGGAGGUGGUGGGAGAGGAGGUGGUGGUGGAUUUGGCAGAGGACGAGGUGGUGGUGGUUUUCGUGGUGGACGUGGUGGUGGAGGAGGGCGUGGCUAUGAUCAAGGACCUCCAGAUGAAGUAAUGGAAUUUGGGUACUUUAUGCACACAGCUCAAGCAGACCUCGUGUGUAAAGUGACACAUAGAGAUGUUCCUUACUUCAAUGCACCAAUAUAUCUUGAAAAUAAAGAGCAGGUGGGGAAGGUAGAUGAAAUAUUUGGAACACCGAUGGAAAAAUAUGUGUCCAUCAAGCUUGGUGAGAACAUCAAAGCUAAAUCAUUUAAGAAUGAAUCAAAGAUAUAUAUCGAUCCAGCCAAAUUGCUUCCUUUACAUAUAUUCCUUCCUGGCAAUCAAUCAUCUAGAGGAGGAAGAGGUGGUAGGGGAGGAGGGAGAGGACGUGGUGGCAGAGGAGGUGGUGGCCGUGGAGGAAGAGGAUUUGGAAGAGGAGGCGGUGGUAGUCGAGGAGGAUUUGGCAGAGGUGGUGGUGGUGGUAGUUUUGGCAGAGGAGGUGGUGGUAGUUUUGGCAGAGGUGGUGGCGGUGGUUUUGGCAGAGGUGGUGGUGGUUUUGGCAGAGGUGGUGGCGGCGGCGGUUUUAAAAGAUAUUAAAAGGUUAUUAUUACGAAACAUAUUUGAGUUUGUCUUUCAGAUUUUGUACCAACUAGGUAACCUGGCUGGAUCUAGGGGGUUAUAUAAAGGUCAUUUGCUACAAUGGUUCAUAAUCUCUCCUCUUGUAAAAAUUAAUAUAGUACCACAAGCAAGGACUGAGGUAGCCAAAUCUUCUUAAGGUAUAAAUUUUAUUAAGCAUGGUGUACGUACAAAGAAAACAAGUAUCGUAAAUCUUAAACCCAUUAUAAUAUCGCAGUCCAGUAUAUUAUCUGAAAACCAUAAGUUAAAUUAUAAGGAUCCCUCAAAAUUAAUAUUAUUAUUCCCUUCAUUAAUAGAAAGAAACUAAAGAGGUACUGUAUGUACACACUCAAAAAUGUAUCUUUACAGACGGGGUCAAAUGAAUUUCAAAAUGAACACCGACUCCUGUUGUCUUCGUAGAGUCGUCAGAAUCUUACAGUCUUUGUCAUAUUGUUAAGCACAAAAUCUUUAAAGAUAUUUUUUUGGAGCGUAUGUACAUGUACAGCAAUAGCAUCAGUAAUAUGAAUGAUAAUUAUAUCAAGCUGAAAACAUGGCAAGCUACAUGGCAGCCCAAACAACCAUGUAUGCUUUGAAAGUUUAUACUGUAAUGAGGUUUCCUAAUGGAGCUCACCAGCUAAUAAUGGUACUGUACCUCUGAAUAUACCAGGGCACUGCUUAGUAAUAAAAUACUAAUCAAAAUGAAGGAAAGGGAAAGAAAUUGUGAGAAUAUUUGAAUUCAUAAGAAAGCAGCUACCAUCAUUACUCCCUCAAAAUCCGACUGAAAUUUACCGAUAUAUCCUGUACUGUAUGAGCCAUUGUUGAGUGUAAAUAUUCCACCACAAUGACCUGUACCUUACCAAAUGUAAUUAGAGUAAUAUCUCCGUUAGCCAGAAUCCCUCAAACCCGGAACUCCGAUAGCCGGAAUUGAAAUUUUCCAGGGGGCACAUUUUCCGGAAAAAUCCUAGAAACUUUUUCAUAUACCCGGAAAAUUCCGGGGAUGGGGGGAGUUUUUUUCUGGGUUUAGAGAUGAAAAUUAGGUAAAUUUUCUGGAAGUUCCAAGGAAAAUUUUCCGGUACCUGGAAAAUUCCGGGGAUGGAGGAUAUUUUUGGGGGUUCAAGAGAUGAUCUAAUGGGCAAUUUCUGGAACUUCCGAGUACAUUUUCCAUUACCUGGAAAAUUCAGGGGAAGAUUGAUUUUUCCGGCUUUGAGAGAGUCGUCUCGUUACCAGGAAGUGCUCUGCACCAAUUGUUCCGACUAACGGAGAUAUCACUACACUUUUAAUGUUUGUCAUAACUAAAAGAGCAUAUUACUGUAUAUAAUUAUGACAUGAUAUUUUAGGAUAUACACAAGUCAAUGUAAUAAAUAUAUCGACUGCCGAACAUUGUACAAUUUAAUUAUACUGUAUUAGUGAACAUUUUCCAAAACACGAUGGAAAGUCGACUUUAUCAGUGUUUCAUAUAAAGCAUCAUGUUAUGGUUUGUAAUGUGAAUGAGUAGGGUGAUAUAUUAUCUGCUAAGAUAUACAGUUGUUGUAAAUUGUGUAUUUUAAGAUUAUUUACAUACAUGUUUUUGAUAUCUUAUUUUGGAAUAUCUGUGUAUUUACAUAUGAUUUUUAAAACAAUAAUUAAGAUAUUGUU
Molecule: messenger RNA, 2438 nt
Organism: Homarus americanus (American lobster)
Lineage: Eukaryota; Metazoa; Arthropoda; Malacostraca; Decapoda; Nephropidae
Gene: Gar1
Product: H/ACA ribonucleoprotein complex subunit 1-like
Exons: 7
Coding region: 96-785 (229 amino acids)
Biological process (GO): snoRNA guided rRNA pseudouridine synthesis; ribosome biogenesis
Cellular component (GO): box H/ACA snoRNP complex
Molecular function (GO): box H/ACA snoRNA binding
Source: RefSeq, a predicted model, not a curated record